Messenger RNA from Colletotrichum tamarilloi, 7131 nucleotides. RefSeq names its product myosin class II heavy chain. Lineage: Eukaryota; Fungi; Ascomycota; Sordariomycetes; Glomerellales; Glomerellaceae. The transcript has 4 exons. The coding region runs from base 1 to 7131 and encodes 2376 amino acids. Gene Ontology annotation, cellular component: cytoskeleton. The record is from RefSeq and is a predicted model, not a curated record.
AUGAACCGUCCGGAGAAGACUUGGCUGCAGACGAUUCCCAUCGUCUGCGCUGAUCUCACCGUGCAAUCCCAUUCUCCUCCUGCUGCAUCCGCACAGGACGGCACAGGACCUAAUCGUUCAUCCUUCAAUUCGCCGCCAACGUCUCCCGCCCUCUCAUCGACGUCCACAGCUGCCGACGGCGAGGACCUUGGGUCCUCCCCAAUUUUGCCUUCGCUACCCGCGCCCAGACUCCCCGACCGAGCUCGGGAAAUUCUCAGAAGUCAAAACCAAUCCAAUCCCGAAGAAGACGAGAGAUACGUGACAGCCAGCUGGGGCUCGCCCUACUCAACUGAAGAGACGAACCUCAUUCGCCGCGAAAGCAUUGGCAGCGAUCAAUCCGAAGGCUCGCCUAUCCAUCACAUUGCUAUCAGCACUCCCUUUCUUCGACCUCCACCAGCGCUUUCGCUCGGACAGGACGAAUCGCACGAGCCCUACCUCAGCGCAGCUCAAGUUCUCGCUAAUCGCGCUCGGAGACCUGCGCGACGAUUGACUGAAGAUUGGAUUCGCCAGCACACGGCGGGUGAUCAUACUGAGGGCCGACAUUGGUUCAGCGACGGAAGCGAGCACUCUUCACUGAGCGGCUCAGGAUCUGGCGACGAAGCUGUUUGGCACGAUAAGGAAUCUCUGCGAACCCCUAGAGCCCGACCACGCCUAACGCGCGCAUCGCUCACGGAACCUCGCUAUCCUCGAACCCGAUCCAGCGUUGAGACCCUCAAGCAAGAAGACGUGAAGCCUCGAGACGAGACAACCAACGCGAAGAUGGAGAGUCCAGAUCUCUCCAAGGCUGACUUGGCCCGCGACCUGCCAGAGCUCCCACCAAUUCCCACAACCCCCAGACGGAGCGCUAGUGCCGCUGUCGGCAACACGGCGAGGACGCCAACUACACCAAUGAGGAGUGCAUCGGCCAGAGUGACAAUCAAAGAGCCCAGCAUGACGCCUCGGGUGAAGAAGAAGAUCCCGUGGAAGGGCAAGAAUAUUAUGGUUCUUCUUCCCAAAGACGAGGAACGCGGACGCCCUGGCCAUGCGCCCAAGCCGUUGAACCAGAACGAAAUCGAGGGCAUGUUUAGAUCGUGGGAAGAGCUUGGAUACGAUAUCAGUGGCUUCGAUUUAGAUCUUGCAGAGGGCACGUACCAGGUCCCUACUGGAUACUCACAGAGUCGAGACGCUUGGCCUAGCCCCGAGGACCUUGUUCGAGAGCGUGCGCAACAUACAUACAAAGUCACAUUGCCUGAUUUGAAUGCUUGGAGAGACUAUGUCAAUGAGCUUAACGAAGCCAAGUUGCGAGCUCUUGGAGUGUCAUUCGGCGACGACGAUCCCCCGGCACCUUCAAUAUCGCCUGCAGUAUCACAGCCCAGCCGACAGGCCUCUGCGCAAUAUCCGCCUUUACCAUUCUCUCCACCAUUGCCUACAUCAUCAGCGUCGAGCAACCAUGUGCAAGGCUAUCCGUUCCCCCCACAGUUCAUACCCGGUGGGCGUUCUUCUGCAGGCCACAGUCACAGCCCGAGCAUGGCUUCGCCCAUUGGCUUCGGCAGUCACCCUGCCAAGUACAAUAAUCGACAGUCAAUUUCGGUUCCCAUGGGCCACUCGCCUUUCCAGAUGCCAGGUCAACCAUCGCCUCUAGGCUGGCCAGGUCCGCAUAGAACAGAGUCGCCUAAUCUGCUGAACGGAAUCCUCUCUCCAGUCUCCCCCUUUAUGCCCGAAGGAUUUGCGCCGACUGGCAGCCCUGCUUUCAAUGCGCACCAGCGUCACCAAUCUUUGCAGUACCCCAUGAUGCCUCAUCAGCAGUUCAUGCAGCAUCAGCAGCAACCCGCGCGCGCAUCACCUCGUCUGCAAGAGGUGCGAGAAGACGAAGAGGAAGAGGAGGAGGCACACGAAGAGACGUCCAUGAAGCCCGCAGAGCCUGCACAAAUCAACGACGAUGACCUCCAGGCAGAGAUUGACGAGGCCGAGUACCACCUCGAGGAGCAGAUGCGCAACGAGUUGGAGCACGAGGACUACAGCCCCCAUAACGAGGAAGCUGCGGCUGAGCAGCUGGCCAAUUUCUCGCAACAGCAGCCUCUUGCGCAUGCCAGAGAAGCAUCGGUCCAGUUCCAGGCGCCCCAGCAGCUUCCCAAGCAGUUCGGUCCUCAAGGCGGCGAUGGCCCUGUCCUUCACCACCCGCGCCCUCACAGCCGUGGCCACUCUUUGUCCCAGAACUUCUUCUCUCACCAUGACGAGACCCGACCCCGCGGCGACAGUUUGGCCGGAUGGCACGAGGUUGACGCACAGCGGAUCGAUGAGGCGGCGGAGAUCGAGACCAACCCUAGCAAUCUUGGCACACCCGUACAAGAUUUCAGCCUCACGACUCUCUUGCAGCAGCACCAGCGAUCGUUCUCGACAACGAGCAAUCCUUGGAACGAUGUUUCGUCAAUGUCAAGCAACUCUGGCAUGCCGAGGAGACCCAGCCAUGCCAGCAAGCCCUCGCUAUCCAAGCUCAACGUCAAGGCACCCGAGUUCAAGUUUAACCCAGGACACGAGUCAAAGACGAGCUUCACUUUUGGUGCUGGUAGCAACAGCUUCCAGCCCUCAGUCUUCCAGGCUGGUGGUGGAUCAUUCGCUCCGUCAGUCACUUCCCCGUCAGCGGGCUCGUUUGGUGCAGGGUCCAUGUCGUCCAAGAUUAAUGCGGCCGCCCCUGUCUUCUCGCCUGGUCAGAGCGACUUUAGCUUUUCUGCCUCUGGUCCCAAGUUUCGACCGGAUGCACCCGCCUUCACACCCUUCGGAAAUGUUUCGGAUUCUGUCACCAGCCCUGUGUCGGGCAGCGAGAGCGCUGGGAACCGCACUAGCUCGAUUUUCGGCAACAUUGAUCUGAACCUUUCUGACAUUGUCAAGCCUCCCAAGAAGUCAAAGGCCGUCCCAAUUAUCCGCCCCAGCAGCAGCGAUAACAACCAUGAUGAAUCUCAAGACGAUCUUCCGGAUGAUGCAGAUGGUCGCUUGAUUGACGAAUCUCGCUUCAAGAGGGCAAAGGCGUCAAGAGGAGAUGAGGACGAUGUUCCUCUGUUCGCUGAGCCAUCGCCCGAACCCACGACCUUGCAGUCACUCCAGCCCAGGAAAGAGGAGCAGGAUGCCUCUGACGAGCAAGCUUACACGCCCGCCGACACUACCAUGUCUUCCACCGUUGCUUCCGAGCACCCCGCCGACUCCAAGGCUGUUACGGCUACUAGCCCCUCGGAUACUUCGCCUGACCAGCAGCACCUGAACUGGGCACCCUUCGAAUUCGACUCAAACAACGAUGUUCAAAGCUUUGCUGAAGCCCGGCCUUUUGGCAUUGACACGUACAAGAAGGGCCACAACAAGUCGCUCUCUGCUACUGCGAGAGCUUUCAUCCCUGGCGGCGGCUGGGCGCCUACUCCGGCAACCGAAACCGAUGAGGACGAAGAGGACGAGCGUGACAGAGAAGACACCGUUGAGCCAAUCCUGCCUAGCACCGAGGCACCAGCCCCGGUCUCGCCACCUCGCGAGCCGUCUCCUCGGGUCCCGACACCUCCCAAGUUCGCCGCACCUAAGGGACUGGGCGCUUCUCGCUUCGCAAGCCCGCCUAAGACUAAGGGUCUGUCUGCGUCUCGGUUUGCCGCGUCUCCAUCGCCUGCGCGGAAUGCUGGAGAGGAGGUUUACGAAGACUCUCUGGAAGAGGGAGAGAUCCCCGAGGAGUAUGUUGUUUCUGAGGGAGAAGAGUAUCUUGAUGAGCCCAACGCCCACGAGUUCACCUUCCCGUCAAAGUCCGCGAUUGAUGCCAGUAACGAGCAACAUGAGCCAACUUUCGAGGAGAUUGAUGAUAUCAUGAACCACCUCAACCAGAAUGACCCGACUUUUGGUGUCAACAAGGCCAAUGAUGAGGCCGCCAGAUGGCACCAGCCCAGCCCCAACAGGCAGAUCCAGGUCGCUGGUGUUACCAACUUGUCGCCGUACAAGAUGCAGGCCGGCAGCCAAUACCGCAGCAGAACCUCCAGCCCUAUGCGCCAAUACCAUGGACUCCCCACCGACAACUCGGCCAUGCCGACUACGGAGUUGGAAGAUCCUUUCGUCGAUCCUCCACUGAGUGCACAGUCAUUCGAUGCUCCGAUUACCCACCUGGUUGGCCAAGAGAGUGCUGCACAGAGCGACUGGGAAGGUGCAUUCAGCGACGAAGAACAAGCCAAGUUGGAGCAGCGUGUUCAGUUCUUCGACGGUCGCGUCAACGAAGCCGUCGGCGAUCUGCUCUCCGCUCGCUUGGGUCCUCUUGAGAAGACUCUACUGUCCAUCAAGCAGUCUCUCCGGGGCGACAGAAGAGCUUCGUCUUCCGUCCGCCGCAGCGUCUCUGCCGAUAUACAACACAGCGACGCUGAUGAUGAGGAUGAAGAGCCCGUGCCUCGUCGCUCGCUUAGUCCGCGCCGCGACAAGCGGAUGGAACAAAUCCGUGCUGCUGUACUCGAUGCUUUUGCUGUUCAGCAGCGUGGUGCCUCUUUCGUGCCUCAAAUUUCAGCCCCCGCUGCCGAUGAGCCCUCCAGCACUGCUGUUCUAAAGGCUUUGGAGGAGAUGAGAGAGCAGUUUGGCGCUUCAAUGCGCCUUGAUUUCCGUGGCGAGGAUCUGCGAAACAUUGUCGAGGAAGCUGUCGAGAAGCGCAUGCCAACCCCGUCUCAACAGCCGACAGCCGAUCGUGAUCAUGACGAGGCCGUCAACAACAAGUUGAGUGAGCUUCAAGCCAAGGUCAUGGAUCUCGAAGAGCGCCUUUAUGUUGAGCGUAGCAAGACUGAGAAGGAGGUUACCGACCGCCGCGCCGCCGAAGAUCUCGCGGCAGAGCUCGACAGAAAGCUUCAGUCCGCCGAAACUCGCGUUGAAGUCGAGAUCAUGAACAAGAGCAUUUUCGACCAUCGCGUUAGCGACCUGGAGGAUAAGCUCCGACACCAGGAAGAGCGCACUCAAGCAGAGCUCGACGGUCGCCGAACCGCCGAAGAUAGACUCUCUGAGGUUCAGCGUCUGCUCCGUAUUGCCAGCGAAGAGGAGGUCCGUCUCCGUGAGGAAGUCGAGGAGCGGGACCACAAGCUCAAGGCCUUUGAACAGGCCGCUUCUAAGCAAACAAUGCGCAUGGCACUCAUGGAGGCCUCCCAAACCAACGCUACUCAGGCGCAGACUGAACUUACCAACAAGAUCAACGCUAUGGAGGACGAGGUCCGAGGCGCCACCCACGAGGCUAACCGCUGGAGAUCCGAGACAGAGCGCGUGGUUGAGACUGCCCGCAGACAACAGAUCGAUCUCACCGAGACACUCCAAGAGAACAAGGCCAUGCAGAAGUUCAUUGACACCCUUGGAACUCAGCUUCAGGAGAAUGAGCGCGUCAGGGAAAGCUGGCGUGCCAAGUUUGUCUCCCUCCAGGAAGACAUGGCCAAGGCUGCCCGCGACAUCACCGAGGAGAAUGCUCGUCGCACCAAGCGGGAGCAGCAACUCGUCGCCCGUCAAGAGGUCUUGGAUGCUAAGCUCCAAGCCGAGGCCCGUACGCGCGAACGGAUUGAAGCCGAAAUGGAGAGACUCGAGAACGGCGAACGCCAAGGCAUGCGUGCCGUUAAUGAGUGCAAGCGUCUCGAGGGUCUGCUUGGCGAGAUGAAAACCGAGAACCACAAGCUUCACCAGUCUGCCAUGCGAUACCAGAGCGAGUUCAAGGAGGCACGAGAGUCUGGCAUUGCCGAGGUUCAGCGAACGCGCGUUUCUAUGCAGCGCGAGAUUGACGAAGCCAACCACCACGUCAAUGCUGUUCGUGAAGAACUCGAGGAGCAGGUCGCUAAGCUCAGAGCAGAAGUUGAUCAGGCCAACAUGGACGUCGAGACUGCCAAAGCUCAAUCUGAGAUGAUGAUGGAGGAGGCUCAGACCAGCAAGACCGAUGCCAUUGAGGAACUCAAGCGCAAGCACCAGAACGAGCUCGAAGACUUCCAGACCCGCUGGGAGCGCCAGCUGAGCAACGCCGUCGAAGAUGGCCAGAAGACUGAGCAGCACCUCCUCGAGCGUCUCAGCCUGUCCACGUCCAAGACAGAACAUCUCCAAGACCGUGUCGCACAUUUGGAAGAGAAGCUCGAGAUCGCCAAGGAAGCCGCUCGCGCUGCCGCUCAAGCUGCCAAGUCCGCAGGUGUCGAGCCAACCGCUCUCCCCACCGCAUCUUUCCAGCCCAAGGCCGUGGCUCCUGCCGCACCCGUUGUGUCGAAGGCCAUGGACCUCCCAGAGAAGAUCUCGCCCCAGGCGUUGCGAGAGUCCAUCAUGGUCUUGCAAGAGCAGUUGCAGGCACGCGAGCAGCGCAUCGAAGAGCUCGAGUCUACCGUCGACAAGCUGGACCCCGAAGCUCCUACCAAGAUUGCUAAGCGUGACGACGAGAUCACUUGGUUGCGCGAGCUUCUUGCCGUGAGACACGGCGAUUUGCAAGACAUCAUCCUUGCCGUCUCUGCCGAAGACUUUGACAGGGAAGCCGUCAAGGAUGCGUCCAUCCGUCUCAAGGCCAACCUUCAAAUGGAGGAACAGGAACGCGAGCGUGCGAUGAAUGGCGGAUCAGCAAUCAAUCUGCCCAACAUUGCACAGUCACUUCGGGAGGCUGCAUCGCCUCGUGUUGCUCAAGCUGUGGGACCCCUGGCUGCGGCCUGGGGUAACUGGCGCAAGUCGCAACAGCCCAUCUUCGCAUCGGGCGGACGAAGCGGUAGGCCCUCUACGGCCCGUCCUGCUGUCAAUAGCAACCACACCCCGUCCCGAUCUACCACGUCGGCCUCUUUCAGCAACAACCACAACGGACUGAUGACCCCGCCGGCUUCUGGUCUCCGUCAGACCCCUACUUCGAACGCUGCGCGCGCUGAGGAACCUCAACCAACGGCGUUCCAGACCACAGGACGUCGGUACACGGCUCAGCAACUACAGGCCAGGAACCGAGGACCGUCCAUCACGGAGGUGCCAUCCGAGCCGAUGCCCCUCAAGAGCCCGCCCGCUCGCCGUCCGUCGAGCCGUUCUCAACAGCCCAUGACUCCUCCGAUGAUGCGGUCAAGCGGCUACGACUCAGAUGCUCACCCGGGCGACUUUGACGACACUGACUUCUUUGAAGACUAA